GCUACAAUCAUGCGAUCACACACAUCGUUCACGUCAAUGGCAAUCAAUAAUGAGGAGCACAUGACUGACGCGACGACGGCAGCGCGAUGAUGGUGUCAGAGGACGAGGUCGCAAUGAGGCGGCAAGUGCCGGUACUCAACAUUGCCCAAGACCCCUUUGGCGUGAGCGCAGACUCGAUUCCCGACGACAGCGAAAACAACCACGAGCAGGCGUUGGCCGUCACUAGCUCAGUCCUAAUACAAAGGUGGUGCACCCCUACACACAGUGUAUGUGUUGGUAGCCAUCUGUGCGGUUGCAGGGGCUGCCGUGGGCAUCAGGAUCACCCGCAAACUCGGCCCACUCGUCCCAGCUACCCAGUCAAUCGUCGUGCGACUCUUUGCGCUGGGGUCUUGGAGUGUCGCCCCAUCAUUCGCCGACAAAAAGGAUGGCCUGUAUCGGUACCGCGACGACGUCGAUCGAAGGGCCCAGGCACGCGUGGCGUCGGCCAUAGGCGAUCACUGCCACUCAAGGGCCCGUUCCUCCGCAGCUCAUCGUCAGCCAAGGGUACUAACCACUACCUACAGCUGUACCUACCUACCUACAUAUGGCCUGCUCAUCUUGACAUGAUGUAUGCGAAUAGGAACAACUUCAACUGGUUCGGGUUGCUUCCAUCUUCCACUGCAGCGUCCGUGGCCACUCGCGCGACAGACACGUUUACCUCUGGGUACAACCAGUCGGCCCUUUGGUCUAUUCCGUGGGCGGCUAUUAUGGGAGAGCACGACGUCGGCGGCGGCAACUUCCUCUGCGGAGUUUCAGAAGCGACGUUACAGUCGACAUUUUCCAUCGCGGCAGCAGCACCACCUAAAGGGAAGCAUCACAACAUGUCUACCAACCCAAGGCAAAACAAAAUUCAAGGUGGACUUUGCCAGACUCGUACUACAAGCAACGGAUAGUCUCGUCGAACGGCCACGUGUCCAUCGAUGUCUUCCACGUGAAUGUGCUCGUGCAUACUGCCGUGCCCAUUUGCUGCUGGUGCAUCGGGUAUGUCCCCCCAACGGCCGCGGCCACCGCCGCUUGCCGAUCGAUCCAACCGAAAGAUGACUAUUGCGCCGGGGGAAACUACGCCUUAUACCAAACAUGUCGGCAGCAACUCGAGGCGGUGGCCGACACGUCGUUUGCGCACUUCCAACGCGACGUGAUGGCGUCUAUGGCCACGUACAAGGUUGUCAAUAGACACGUGUCGCCUUGGGAGAUGGGGACCACAGACCGAUCAAAAUGGAUGGACGCGGUGGCAAAGUGCACUUGUGGCUCUCCAUGCACACGUCCCCGGCGUGAUCCAUGUCAAGUCGACGUCGUCCACAAGAUUGCUCAAAGACCGAAACAAUCGUCACGUCCAUCAUAUCACACUGUGACGAAAACGACGACGACGAGGCUCAAGACGAGAUGACGGAGGCUAGUAGUACUAGGUCGGGGUUUACCACGCACUUUAUUGCCAAAGGAAUCGGCGGAGGGACCCCCAUGAGUGUUCACUCGGGCAUCGAAACGUGGGCACUGGACGAGCGCAAGUAUGGCUUUUUGGACAUUCGCGUCACGGCCACCAAUAUGCGCGUCCAGCUGCGCACGGCGGGAGGAACUGAUGAAUUGGGUGGACAUAGCCAGGGAUAGUAGUGGUAUCUAUGACUCGUACAUGCCAUAAACCGAGACGAGUAAACAAAAGAGUGUGUGUAUUUGCU
Molecule: messenger RNA, 1712 nt
Organism: Aphanomyces astaci
Lineage: Eukaryota; Oomycota; Saprolegniomycetes; Saprolegniales; Verrucalvaceae
Exons: 4
Coding region: 87-932 (281 amino acids)
Source: RefSeq, a predicted model, not a curated record